AUGGGUUGCUCCUGGCCGUCUUUAUCCCGCUGGAACAACACUGCACCGAUUGCGAUCUGGGAUGCAUCGCACUUGAUGAAAAAGUGCCGCUUGAAGUCCGCAUAUACCAAAACUGGCGCAGUAGUUAGGGCCAUUUUCAAGGACUCUACUGCCAGCUGUGCUUCUGGACUCAAGGAAAACUUCUUAUUUCCCGUCUUCUUCAAGGAUUCCGUGAGCGGAGCUGCCAACGUCGCGGAGUUCUUUAUAAACCGACGGUACCAACCAGCGGUUCCAAGAAAGGCUCUCACUUCUUUCAUGAUCCUUGGCUCAGGCAUCCGCCUAAUAGCUGCUACACGCCCUGGAUUCAUCCGCAGACGUCCUCCACCCACUAUGAAGCCGAGGCAUUCAGCGACUCGGCGAAGAUACUUCAAGUGCGUUCUCAUGUCAGGCGCUAGUAUUAGCAGGUCAUCCAAGUAGACGAACACAUUCGAGCGGAUUUCAGCUGGAAUCACACGGUCCAUGAGCCUCACCA
Molecule: messenger RNA, 511 nt
Organism: Drosophila elegans
Lineage: Eukaryota; Metazoa; Arthropoda; Insecta; Diptera; Drosophilidae
Exons: 2
Coding region: 1-456 (151 amino acids)
Source: RefSeq, a predicted model, not a curated record